Centropristis striata (black sea bass) is the source of this 2661-nucleotide messenger RNA. It is a transcript of the gene c19h2orf42, whose product is annotated as chromosome 19 C2orf42 homolog. Bases 143 to 2215 code for a protein of 690 amino acids. Gene Ontology annotation, cellular component: nucleus. The transcript is spliced from 9 exons. NCBI's taxonomy places the organism in Eukaryota, Metazoa, Chordata, Actinopteri, Perciformes, Serranidae. The record is from RefSeq and is a predicted model, not a curated record.
UGCGGCGCUCGGGAUGUAAGGAGCAAUGGCGACGGUCGAGACGGUUUAGGAGGCCAGAGCGAGCCGGAUCCGACCAAACAGAGCUGGACUCAGGUUUGAGUCCCUUCACUUCCAUCUAAACUCUUCAUCAUAGAGUUUUAAAAUGGAAACUGAAGUGUCGUCCUCGGCGAGCUCCGUCUCCUCCUCCGCCCCCCAGACCUCCUCCGCCCAGACCUCCUCCGCCCCCCAGACCUCCUCCGCCCCCCAGACCUCCACCCCCCAGACCAGCCUGGCAGCCAAGCAGAGAGACCCCAGGAAGCCCUCCUCCUCUACUCCGGCCUUCCUGUCCAACCUGGGCCGGGCGACCCUGCGGGGCAUCAGGAAGUGUCCCCAGUGUGGCGUCUACAACGGGACCCGCGGCCUCAGCUGCAAGAACAAAGCCUGCGGCGUCUCCCUGAGGAACGCCUCGGCGGCGGCGGGCCGGAGCAGCAGGAAGAGCGCGGUGGAGGUGGUGAAGGUGAUCAUAGACAGCGAGGAGAGGGGGGGGAAGGAGCGGGAGGGGGGAGGAGGCGUGCUGGGAGGAGGCGCAGGUGGAGGAGUGCAGGUGUUUUCGGUGUGUCACAGAGGACGAGGAGCCGUAGCAACGCAGCACGGCUUCGUGGAGCUCGUUCCCACGGAUACGGCCAUAGCGACCGGAGACGGCGCCACGCUGCUGACACGCAUCAACCUGGGACGCUGCUUCCUGCCCUCAUGCAGGCAGGGUCAAAGGUCAAACCAAGGCGAGGCAGAACCAGCAGCCGCCGCGUCCAAACCGUCCUCCGACAGCCUCUGUGUCCACAUCAAACAGGCCAUCGAGUGCCGGAGCCGCGCCACGCCGCUGACCCUGAAGAGCUCCGUGCUGGAGGCGCUGCAGGCCUCCGUCCAGGCCCGCGAGGAGCUGUGGCGCCUGGCCACCGAGUCUCUGGGCCCGUUGGUGCAGCGCGUCGCCAGAGACACCCUGGUGGUGAAGUGCCACACGGACUCCCAGCAUCCUCUGGGGCUGCUGCACCUCACGGUGGGUCCAGGAGGACUCACUGAGACUAAGACCAGCGAGAGGAGGAGCAGCAGGGAGCAGCACAGCCUCUUCCACUGCGCCUGCCAGGCUGCUAGCAGCAGCGUUAGCGUUAGCAGCAGCAGCAGAAGGAGUAAAGGAGCUGAUGGAUCCUCCCAUCCUCCUCCACCUCCUGCUGCUGCCACAUCUCCACCCUGCCUCCACUUCUACGCCUGUGUUUGUGCCUUUGCCAGCGAUGAGAAACUGGCGUCAGAGUUCGCUGCUUUCAUCGACUACACGCCCAACGGUGUGCAGCAGAACAGAGUGAUCAGUGAGAAGCCACCAGCUGAUCCCGUCAACUCUCAUCAGAAAACUAAGAAGCUUCGCCUCGAUGAGUCUCUCUCUGUGUCCUCUCUCUCUGGGCCGGCCAAGGACGGAGGGUCCAGGAAGGCUGCUCACAGGAAAGGUCCCGGGGCCGCUGGGCUGAAGGCUCCAGGGAGCUGGCAGGCGGUGGAUGAGCGGUCGGUGGCGUUGGGUUUCCUGCCGUGGCUCGCCAGCGUGACGGAGAGGAUCCACCACACCAUGCACUACCAGUUUGAUGGGAAGCCCCAGCCUCUGGUGUACCUCGUCCCUCAGGAGUUCUUCAACGCUCUGCAGCAUCGUCUGUCGCUCGGCUCCAAGAAGAGGAGGCUGCCCAACUUCACCACAGCGUUUGUGAGGAACGAUGGUCUUCCUCUGGGUUCGUUCUCCAGGUUCACCUGGCACAUCACCAGCGCCGCGCAGGUCAAACGCAUCUUUGACACUUCGGAGCUGCCUCUGGAGCUCUCUCAGAGCUUUGUGAAGAACGUUGACGGCUCUUAUUCCCGUUUCCGGUGUCCUGAUCCUCCUCCUGAACCAGAACUACCGGACGGGUACCGGACCGACCGGCCCCAGGCCAUCCGGCCCAUGGAGCUCCGCACCUUCCUCAAAGUCGGCCCAGCGGAUCAGAAGGGAUCCAGCCCGUUUGUGAUCGAGUGGAUCCCGGACGUUCUCCCUCGCUGCCAGAUGGGCGAGCUGCGUCUCAGCUUUGAGUUCGGCCAUCAGCAGAGCGGCCAGACGGAGAACGCAGAGAAGACGCCGCCGCCGGAGAGAGGAAGUCGCAACAAGUCGGACUGUGUUCAACCCAAACAAUCCAAAGCUGUGGAGAUCCUGCAGGUGGUCGUCUAAUUAUUUAAUUUAAUUAUUAAUCACAGAAACAGUCUCUCUGAUAUUAAUAUUAACAUAGACAGUUUCUGACUCACUCCAUAUAAACAUGUUAUAUUAUGGUACAGAUAAUCAAUCAGCCUUAUGAAUCACAGGAUAAUAUUCACCAACAGCAUAUCUAAACAGGCUAGUUUAUAAGUGAAGCACUCAUCAUAAUGUCUGAUACUUAAUGCUAAAUAUUCAUAAUAACAAACCCACGAAUAACAAAAACAGUGUAUUCUUGCAUAUAUUUGUUCAUUUUUUUAUUUAAAGAAACUACAAAUGAGGAACUUUUGCUAAAGUUUUGUUAAAAUGUUCCCUGUACUCUAAUUCCUAACUUUUCCUUUAAGUGUGAACACCUGUAUGUUUUCAACAAACUUCUCAGAGAAGGAUUUGUGUUCUGCUGAAAGCUUAAAGAAAAUAAAGCACUU